ACAGGAACAACUAAGAAAAGAAGCAAGCCUUAAACUCCGCUUUUCUCAGGGCUAAAUGUUUACGCAGGUUAAGAAGGCUUCUCCGUCUACCCUGGGUCCCUUUCUAAAGGAGAACGUGUCCAGAAGACUUCAGUAAAAAUGUUUUUCUACAUAUUACUCUUUCUUGGUAUCAUUGGCACCAUCUCUCUGUGGUGGCAUUGGACAGCAAGAGACAGGAUGAAGGUUACAAAUCUCACAGGAAAAUAUAUAUUCAUCACUGGAUGUGACACAGGAUUCGGAAAUAUGGCAGCAAAGAUUUUUGAUAAGAAGGGAUUCCGUGUUAUUGCUGGCUGUCUGACUGAAACAGGAGCUAAAGAGCUAAAAGCUGUGACCUCAAAGCAGCUUCAGACAGUGCUGCUAGAUGUGAGAGAUUCAGACAGGAUUAAGAAAGUGGCUGCAUGGGUCAAAGCUGAAGUUCAGUCAGACGGUCUCUGGGGACUUGUCAAUAAUGCUGGGAUUAUGGGCCUAUCUGCUCCUACAGACUGGCUGGAUAUUGAGCACUUCAGAGAACCAAUUGAAGUCAAUUUAAUUGGACUCAUAAAUGUUACAUUAAAUAUGCUUCCCUUGAUAAAAAAAGCGAAGGGAAGGAUUGUAAAUGUGUCCAGUGUUGGAGGUCGCCUAGCAUUCAGUGGUGGAGGCUAUUUUCCUUCAAAGUUUGGGGUAGAAGGAUUUAAUGACAGCUUAAGGAGAGAUAUGAAAGCUUUUGGAGUUAAGGUUUGUUGCAUUCAACCUGGACUGUUCAAAACAUCUUUAUCCAAUCCAGCAAAGAUUUUGGAGGAGAAGGAGGUUAUUUGGAAUAAGCUUCCCCCUGAUAUUAAAAAGCAAUAUGGAGAAGAGUAUUUUCAGAAAGAUGCAGCAAAGAAACAAAAGCUGUCCAAGAUCUGUCUUAACAAGGAUAUUUCGCCAGUUGUCCAGUGCAUGGAGCAUGCCCUAACAAGCCUCCAUCCACAUGCCCAUUACGUUGUUGGGCAGGAUGCUAAGCUGUUUUGGAAUCCCCUCUCAAGAAUGCCAACAGUUAUACAAGACCUCCUACUGAUGCGGAACAGAGUAGAACUUGCAGUUUCCCAUACAAAGUAAAUAUUUGUCAGCAUAUCCCCCAUCACAGACAAAGCUGAUUCUAUAAGUUCUGUCCUUUAUAUCAGCAUGAUCCAAACUAUACAUGAAAUACACAUUCAUUCCCUAUAAAUGUAAGAAAUGCAUCUACUUCUCCAAUACCUGCUACUAUUAAAAAGAUACAUUACUUCAUUUUCCUUUAAAGUGCUCAGUUUGAGAAUACUUGAAGGCUCCAGUUUUCAGAGAUCCAUAAGACAAAAAUAUCCUAGGAAAAUAGGGAAUGUGACUUUAAGUCCCUACAGCAGAAAGAGUUAAGUCAUCUCAGGCAGAGGAACAAACUCUUGCAAUAUACACUAGGAAGGCAGGCAGAAAACCCUCUUCCUACUACUGCUUUCGUUAGCAGUCACCCCUAUUCAGUUUUGAGGCCAAGGAAACUGUUGUUGCCUGUCCUUGGUACAGUCCUAAGUGGAGAGAGAGCAAAAUAAAGUGCCCAAGUCGUCGAGCUGCUUGUGGUUCACACCCCUUCCUACUCACAGGACUUUGCAAGGUUUAGGUGAGGCAUUUUCCUGAUUAGCAUGCUAAAUCUUGAGAAUCUCUGAAGUCCAGCUCUACCCCUCUGUUGUAAAGGAUCCAUAGCUACAAAGGUGGACUGUAGAUCCAAUUACAGGGGCCUAAUAUCUGUAAUUAAGGUAGUGAAGAGCUAAGGGGGUUUUUUUACUAAAAAAAAAAAAAUUGAGCUUGCAAGAUUUCAAGUCUAGGAGCUAUUUCUUGGCAUAAAAAUAAUAGCCCUAUGUUUUGUGAUAUGCUGAGUAAUUCCUGUGGAGAGGUGCUGCUCUUGUUUAAUUCCUGACACAAAUGCCUGUAAGACCCAUCUCCACUGGAAUUAAUCAUGGCAAAGUGCCUGAGAACUGCAGAGACUCCACAUUGAGUCUGGAAGCCAUUUCCCACUGCCAUAGAAACUACUCAGUGAUGAAACAAAUGCUUUCCUCAUGCUGGUGAAUUUGCUGUGCCAUGAUUGUGCUGAAGAGAAAGUUACCCAGUGGCUAUCCAAAUAGUGCUGGUCUUCAAUUUAGUUUCUAUGGAGCUUACAAAACAUCAGUUCUAUUUUUCUCAGUGCAGCUUAUGCUUGGGCUUCAGUAGGGUCAUUUGAUUUAUAAUUCAGUUAUCUGAAUAAGUUAUUCCUUCUAGAGCAAGUUUGGUUUGAGGUGCAUACCUCUCAAAUGGCUACUCUUACUGAGAUGUUGAUGGUAUUGCUGUAGCAGAUUUUAUUUUAAAACCACCUUUCUGAUAAUAAAAGUGACAGAAACCCAAGUUUUCUUUACUUAACAUUUCAUCCAAAGGCUGCUUUGUGGCUGCCUGGUGAGCUAGUAGCUUCCCUGUCCCAGUCUGUGUGAGCUCUUAGCUUUCCAGGCAAGAGAUCGGCCCAUGCCAGAGGGUGAAAUUCUUGGCUCCCACAGAGCAGGCAGCAUUGGGCCCAAGGAUGUGAAUCUUGUCUUUUGAUAGACAGCCCUGGUGUCAUUUCACACAGAGCCUUUCCAGAAGCUAAAGCUUUCCCCCUACCCCACCAAGUUUACUCAGCCAAAAGUGAUCAGGGGAAAAAAGAUAGUACAAAAUGACACCACCUACUCUGAUCCUUACUGUUAGAACAGUUUGGCUGGUUUAAUUCAGUCCCUGUCAGACCACAAGCAUAGUGUCAGCUGCUGUGAGACACUAGCACUGUGAAGGUUAACAUUUAAAGGAAAAUACAAACUUUUGGAACAGGACACACUAGCUGUAAAUAUAUUAUUUAAAUUAGAAAAUAGCUAAUUUUUCAGCAGUAAAAAUAUCAGCUGCUCAAUGUAUUACUUCUCACUGUAUGAAGGGCCAAAUUCUGCUAGCAUUUUCCCUCCUGGAACCAGACACCUCAUUUAUUCAAAUGCCAGCAACAAAAACCAGUGACUUCUGUAACUGAGCAAACUACAGUGUGCUCUGCUAUGGCUAUCAAAACCUGUCCUGCUGAGAAGAAUGUAUGAGGCAGGUGAAUAUUUAGACAUACAUUUUUAGGGACUAGAAGGGACUUGUUCAGGGGAAGACCCAUGGCUUCUACAAGGUCAGAACAUCCUGGGGCACUGCACCCAUAGGACUUGGCUUCCAUUAGCUUGUUAGAACCAGCACACAAAGGUGUGCUUCAAAGCCUUCACUUGUCCAGCAGGAAUAACGUUAGCUUCUUGCUUUUCACUUGAGAACCAAAUUUCCUUCACCAAUGUUAUGAUUCAAGCAGAGUAAUUUUUCCACAUACCUUCUAGGAGUCAGGGAUUUCAUCACGAAAUACACCUAAGGAGUCAAUGAGAAAUCAGACAGUCAGGUGCUGCUUUCUGCAAAUGAAAGACUUUCUUAUGCCAAGCUUUCUAAUGGAAAGCUACAUAUGGAGCUCACAUUUUGCUUAUGAGGUUUCUCUUCUGUUAAGCUGCCUCACAUGCUGUGCUCUAAGCAAGUUGGAGGAUCAUCUGUGAGAAAGGGAACUUAUUGGACAAAUUCCCCAUUUUGAUGUUUUCCCAGAUGCUAAGCAGCAUCUAUUCAGCUUUCUGAAAUUAUUUUCUACAGUUCAAAAGCAGUUUGCGAGAAGAAAAAUAAGCAGUAGAGAGAGAGAGACUCCUUUUAUGUUUUUGUCUCCUACACUUGUGUGGCAAAGGAUUGCUACCUACAAUAGCAGGACUCCUGAGCUGACACUGCUGGAGAAACAUUCCCCUGCAACAGGCUUUGCCUGCUGAUAGAGUGCUGUUUUGUUGUCAUUUCAACCACGCUGUAGAGCCUGUUGUUUAAAUCAGGCCAGACAGGACUAGGCAGGCCCAUCAGGCAUGUCUGCCAGGCUUGUGCUGAAGAGGAAAUCUCUGCCAGACACCUGUUGAAUCGCCAAGUCUGCAGCGAGCUGCACAUGUCUGACUGUCACGAGUGCUGAAAGUGCAGUAACAACCACUGGUGUGGCACAGUAGCAAAAGAAGCACGAAUUUCCAGGCCCAAGCCAAAACGAGCAGGGAAACUGGAGAAGAAAGAGCUGCCUUCCAAGCAGAGGAUGAACUAACAACUCUGCAGCUCCUUGCUGGGAGCAGCCAGACAGGGAUCACCAGCCAGUCUGGGACAGGCUGCCAUUGCCAUGGUCCGCUCAACUGAAUGGGGACAGGUAACUUCCAGCUCCAUCCUAUCACCUUGCUUUGUUUUCCCAGUUUUAAUUUCCUUCUCAUUCAGAUAGUUUCAAAUCAAUUUUAAUUAAAAAACCCUUAUUCAUUAAUUCUGCUGUUGAGAAAGGUCUUUGCCCAAGCUUCCUUGCUUCCUGCAGCACCUGGCACUGCACAGUGCUAUGAAUGGGCAGGUGUGAAGAGUGGGGAAAAGGAGUUCUGCUUACAUGUUUACACAGUAGCACUCAGUCCUGGAUCAGAGGUGCCCAGCGGACUCCGGUCCAGGUAGCAAACAAACAAGUAGCCUUGCAGUCAUAUGUUAGAGUCUUCUCUAACAAACUGUAGAGCUUCUGUUUGCACAGUUUGUAGAAUUUGAGCUUUUAUUUGAAAAACAUUGCUUAGUUACUCAGGCAAUUGAUUUGUGCAAAAAAGCUGACCCUGGACUAGAAAAA
This is a messenger RNA of Phalacrocorax carbo (great cormorant), 4699 nucleotides long. The record is from RefSeq and is a predicted model, not a curated record. Lineage: Eukaryota; Metazoa; Chordata; Aves; Suliformes; Phalacrocoracidae.